Molecule: messenger RNA, 885 nt
Organism: Penicillium roqueforti
Lineage: Eukaryota; Fungi; Ascomycota; Eurotiomycetes; Eurotiales; Aspergillaceae
Product: SRR1 family protein
Exons: 2
Coding region: 1-885 (294 amino acids)
Source: RefSeq, a predicted model, not a curated record
AUGCCCCAUACAUCCCACCCUUCCCGACCGAAACGCCCAACCCAAAAACGAACCCAAGUGACCGACGACGACGGCUGGACCCAUGUCGCGAGCGGCGGAAACGUGCGGCGCGUAAUGCGCACACGCCCGCGAGGCACAACAGCAGUCAAAGAAUCCGGGACUGGGAUCUCCUCUGACCAGCCUGAAGAACCCGUCCUGACUCCCGCAGAGGCACCGGGUCGACUCACGCUAAAUGAGCUGCAGGCGCAGUUUCGAACUCAUCGUGAGCGCUGGGAGGGUUCGGAGAGUUGGACUAAGUUGACGGGCGUUUUGGAUGAACGGCUGAGGAGGGCGGGAGAAAAAGCCUCUUCUUCAUCUGAUGCUGAUACUGCUCCUUCUUCCAUCCCAGCCCGUUGCCCUGUUGACGCCGUUGUCUGUAUUGGGCUUGGGAGCCCGAGUGGGUUCUUGCGUGAUGGAUGGGUUGAUCGGCGCUCCGUGUCGCUUUAUCAACUUGCUGCCCUGGCGAGUAUUAAGGAUCAAGUUGCUUGCACCACCUCCUCGGAUAUAAAAGUCUACGCACAAGACCCUGUCUUCAACACAUUAGACGAAUCCCUCCUCGCAGCCCUGAACAUAAAUGUCAUCAAACACCCAGAGGCCUUCUCGCAUAUCACAGCAAACACACUGCUCUUCUGUCCCGGCGCAGAACGCAAACAUCUUGAAUUGCUGCUGCCGUCGAAGCCGUGGUUGUUGUUCGGUGGCCCGCUCGAGCAUGCGGACUCUGGUGGUGUACUACAAGGCUAUGUGGAUGGGGCUGAGUCGUAUUGUUUGCCGGUGUUUGAAGCACUUGAGCAUGCGUUUUGGAAUACGAGGCUCUAUUGGGUCGAGGAGGUCGUUGGUGCAGAAUGA